AUGGCUUUCACCAGCGCCAACACCUCAGAGCAGACGCCUCUCCUCGAAGGACAACCUCUCAGUCCUACAAAUACGUCGAAGAAAGCACCAAGGAAUGUUACCUUCAAUGACAAUCCGACGGUCAGGACGAUUGAUUCAAAUGAGUCUACGCAACCCAAGGUUUCCUUCCACUCAAUAACCGCAUCCCCGACAACCAACAUAAGCUCUUCUCUCAAUAGCAAACUGCGCCGCCGAAACAGUUAUGGCUCUCCCCAGGUGCCAAUGCACCCAGCAUCAAAGAUAGGCCCUCAACGAGCCAGUAAAGUCACACAGAAGCUUAAGUAUCUGCCGGAUCUGGAGGUUGGCGCGGAUGGACCCGAUGAAGAAAGCGGACGAGACGUUUAUUCACAAUUUACACGAAUCAAAGACCCAACAGCGCGAAGAGAUGCUGCAAGAUUGGGAAAGGCAGAUCGUGAUCGAUUACCUCGAGUUACCGCAUUCUGCACCGCCAACAAAUACCAAUUGGACAAUGUGAUGCGUUUCCUGAAGGGUCGAGGCAAGACGAAGUUUGGAGCGAACCCAAAAUCCUUCGACGAAUGUAUAUAUACACCAUUUAGAUACGGCAAAGACCUUGGAAAAGCGACUUCAGACCAAGACAUGGAGGUACAUAGUGCGCCGAUGAAGAUGACGGAGCGGAGGCACUCGGAUAGUGCUAUUGAGGUGGAUGAUAACAAGAAACAGCGACGAGAAAACCUAAUAGACCUGCACACUGAUGGCGGCGAUAUCACAAUAAGCAAUGGCGACCACUCUCCAGCUAACCACCUUCUCCCAGAAGUCAUUGAGCGACAAAUAGAGAACGAGACCCAAGCUCUUAUUUCGGAAAGCAAUCCUGAUUUCGAUACUCGAAUACACACGCCCGAAGUAUUCUUAUUCGGCUAUGGCGUUGUAGUAAUAUGGGGUAUGUCUAGUUCACACGAGCAAAAGUUCCUGAAAGAAAUUGCGAAGUUUGAGAGCGGCAAAUUCGCAGCCGAUGAUGUGGAAAUGGAGUCCUUCAAUUUCUAUUACACCAAAGAGUACCAAGCUAGAAUUUAUAACGAUUUUAUUACAUUGAGGGAAAAGGGGAAUUAUAUGACCAAGCUGGCAAUUUCCCAUGGUUUGGCUCAGAGUGUUAAGACCUCACUCUUCGAGUCUCUUGUAGACAAUACCAUCGACCAAAACAAAGACAUCCCGACCCAGAUCGCGCUGACAGGAACCAUCGCUCUCCCACGAAAACAAAUCAACAUGCAAAUUGGCGAGCUCUUCAUCCUACGCAUAAAUAUUCACCUCAAUGGUUCAAUUCUAGAUACGCCCGAGUUAUUUUGGGCAGAACCGCAGUUGGAACCAAUAUACCAAGCUGUAAGAAGUUACCUGGAAAUGGAUCAGAGAGUGAAGCUUUUGAAUGAGAGACUGGAUGUUAUUGCAGAUUUGCUGGCAGUACUCAAGGACCAGCUUAGUCAUCGACAUGGAGAGAAGCUGGAAUGGGUGGUUAUCGUUCUCAUCGCUGUGGAGAUCCUAGUUGCAGUCCUUAAUAUUAUCGUCGAUUUAUCAGUCGGCGAGUAA
Sclerotinia sclerotiorum 1980 UF-70 is the source of this 1578-nucleotide messenger RNA. RefSeq lists its product as hypothetical. The coding region runs from base 1 to 1578 and encodes 525 amino acids. The transcript is spliced from 2 exons. The record is from RefSeq and is a predicted model, not a curated record. NCBI's taxonomy places the organism in Eukaryota, Fungi, Ascomycota, Leotiomycetes, Helotiales, Sclerotiniaceae.